GCUUGGGCAAGACUCUGCAAGUGCCUUGAGCAGUAUCUUCUCUCUUAUUACUGUUGCCAGUCAGUCGUCUACUCAGCAGUGCGGUGUAACCAUUACACCUCUUGAUCCUGACGACAGUGAUCAUGAAAGCAAUGAAACUACCAGUCUUGGUGAUAAAAGAAUAGGUAUCAGAACUAGUGUAAAGCAAUUGACUGAUCAUGUAAUAUCAGGUCUAGAGGAGGCAUUGCAUAAGGAGCCAGAAUUGGGAAGAUGUGUAAACAUGUUGAAUGGGUACAUACAGCCACUUCUUAAACUGCAGACAACAAAAGGCAUGAAGUCUGACAAUGGAGUGGCUGAGGAGGUAAAGCUGGAUUCUAAUCAAUCAAUGCCUGAAAGGAAGUUGGAAGCUUCCAAUUUGUUGACUGAAGAAAGGUUUAGAAGACGUUUAUGCUCAGAUUGAAGAUGGGUUUCGGAUUCAGAGUUGAUUUGAGAGACAAAGAUGGUGUUUGACAUCCGUUACCCCAAGAAACAGAUUAGCAUCGUAUGGGAUGAGAACGUAAAUGGUAAAUAUAAAUGUCAGUUACAA
This is a messenger RNA of Rubroshorea leprosula, 565 nucleotides long. The record is from the annotation of a GenBank genome assembly. NCBI's taxonomy places the organism in Eukaryota, Viridiplantae, Streptophyta, Magnoliopsida, Malvales, Dipterocarpaceae.